CCUACCUGAUUUCACAUGAAUUUAGAUGCUAUCUUGUUGAAUAUUUUGGGAGUUGGAUUGAUUAGAAUGUAAUUGAAAGUUAAUUUAAUAAGGCAAUGGGACUUAAUCAUAGAGCAACUGCCACUAAAAGUGUUAUUAGAUGUGAUAAAAUAUAAACAAUGUUGAAGCGAAGCUUACAUGAUCUCUGAAAGUGAGUACAGAUACCUACUCUUGUAGUUUGCAAAGAAGUCACGUCCACCCCCCCUCUCUCUCCUUUCUCUCUCUCCACUCUCCCUCUCCCCCACUCCUCUGUCCUGAUCGGUUUUCACUAAAGAUAAUUGGAGGCAACAUUUGAUAUGCCCAAUGUCAUGGACAAGAAUGAGGUUUCACCAGGCUCAUCUGCUGCGACCAUGAAAAAGAAGGCGGCAGGCAGUAGCGGAUGUAGCCACAUCAGCGCGCCCAAAGCUGCCACGUCCAAUUGUACGAGAAGCAAAAGCAGCAAUUGUGUUGACUCUGCCCCCGCUGCUGCUGCCAGCCAGAGCGCCCCGAAUGUGAAGCAGCCCGGCGAGGCCAGUAACGCUGUCAUAGACGAGGCGGAGGACGGUGAGGACGAGUCCAAGUUUCAGUAUCCGCGACUGCGCCGAACCGGGGGGAGCGGCAGUGGCGGUGGUGGUGGAGGCGGAGGCGGUAGUAUCAGGAUGAAGAACUUUACGCCAGGAGGGGGAGCCGCGGCCACGGCUACCAGAAAGAACUCCACCAACAACGAGCCCACCCUACUGCAAACAGAGGGUGCGCCUGCUGCUACUAAGCCCACUGUAACAUCCAAAGCGACUGAUACCACAACCUGUCCGGGAGAUGCUGCUGGGCGCUGCGAGACCAACAGAGCGGCAGGGGCAGAGGCGUAUGGAGCAGCGGUCGCAGUAGAGGUUUUAAACGCGGCAGCAGGUGAUGCUUGUAACAACAGCACCGCUCCAAUUUCAAGAAUGAAAUGCAACAAAAACGGAGAAUGCAGGAGGGACUCCGGCACCGGGAGCCUGCGCUCGAUCAUCUCCAACAAGACUGCCGGGGCGGGGAGGGCCGAGGACGCGUCCCUUAGGCGUGGUGCCUGUAACUCAGCCAGGGCCAGCAUGGAUGGCUCCGCGACAGGCUCCAUGACGCAGGGCCAGGGGGAAGGUAGCGCAAACCCCGGCGUCACCCCUGUUUCCACCGGCGUCCCCGAGAAAAAGGACUCCAGGGUGUCCUUCUCCAACGCGCCAAGCAGGAAAGCCUCCUCAUCGCUGCACGGCUCGACCCAGACCCAGACGACCCAGCAGCCUAGAAACUCUGUCACCUUCCAGAAGCCGGAGGAUGGACCCCAGAUCCAGGCCGAGGAUGCCGAGGCUGACGGAAGCACCUUCAUGCAACGACAAUUCAGUGCCAUGCUGCAACCUGGAGUUAACAAAUUCUCCUUACGCAUGUAUGGGAGUCAAAAGGCGGUGGAGAGGGAGCAAGAGCGGGUUAAAUCAGCGGGCAAUUGGAUUAUCCACCCCUACAGUGAUUUCAGUCUACCCUCAGAGCUACCUCAUCUCUGUAUCCUCAGUCCCUCAGUCGAGCUACCUCAACUCUGUAUCCUCAGUCCCUCAGUCAAGCUCAACCUCAUCUUCUGUAUCAUCAGUCCUCAUUCAAGCUACCUCAUCUCUAUCUUCCAUAUGACCUAUGACCUGGCCAGUGCAGUAAUGCGCAUCUUCAACCUGAUUGGUAUGAUGCUGCUGCUGUGUCACUGGGAUGGCUGUCUGCAAUUCCUGGUUCCCAUGCUGCAGGACUUCCCCCAGGACUGCUGGGUCUCCCUCAACAAGAUGGUGAAUGACACAUGGUCUGAGCUGUAUUCAUUUGCAGUGUUCAAGGCGAUGAGCCACAUGUUGUGUAUCGGCUACGGUCGGCAGGCCCCGGAGAGCCUGUCUGAUAUCUGGCUCACCAUGCUCAGCAUGAUCGUAGGGGCCACCUGCUACGCUGUGUUCAUAGGCCAUGCCACCGCACUCAUCCAGUCCCUGGACUCGUCCCGACGACAGUACCAGGAGAAGUACAAACAAGUGGAGCAGUACAUGUCUUUCCACAAGCUGCCGUCCGACUUCCGACAGAAAAUACAUGACUAUUAUGAGCACCGGUACCAGGGGAAGAUGUUUGAUGAAGACAGCAUCCUGGAGGAACUGAACGAACCACUCAGAGAGGAAAUUGUCAAUUUCAACUGCCGUAAGCUGGUGGCGUCCAUGCCGCUGUUCGCCAACGCAGAGCCCAACUUUGUGACAGCCAUGCUGAUCAUGCUCCGCUUCGAGGUCUUCCAGCCCCGUGAUUACAUCAUCAGAGAGGGCACCAUCGGCAAGAAGAUGUACUUCAUCCAGCACGGAGUCUGUAACGUCAUCACCAAGGGAACCCUGGGAAUGAAGCUCUCUGAUGGCUCCUACUUUGGAGAGAUCUGUUUGCUGACGCGGGGUCGGCGUACGGCCAGCGUCAGAGCGGAGACGUACUGCCGUCUCUACUCCCUGUCUGUGGACAACUUUAACGAGGUGCUAGAGGAGUACCCCAUGAUGAGACGGGCCUUUGAGACCGUGGCCAUCGACCGACUGGACCGCAUAGGCAAGAAGAACUCCAUUCUGAUGCACAAAGUGCAGCACGACCUCAACUCCGGCGUCUUCAACAACCACGAGAAUGAGAUGAUCCAGGAGAUUGUUAAGUACGACCGUGAGAUGGUCAAACUGGUGGACCUCCAGAGACCCCGCACCAUGUCCAUGACAUCCUCCGUCCCUGGGGGCAUGUUCUCCCCCGCAGGCCCAUCCGGGGUCGGGGCCCUCGCCAGCCUCCAGCAGGCUGUGGCCAUGAGCUUCUGCCCCCAGGGGAUGGGGCCGAUGGGGGGAAUGGGGAUGCCGGGGAUGGGGCCGAUGGGGUCAGGGACGCUGCAGUCCCCCCGCAUGUUGCGGAGGUUCCAGGUGGUCCAUAGCCUGUCACAGAGCCCUGUUUCCGCAUCUCCUCUCCAGUCCCAGCCACCACAGAUGGCUCAUGCAACAGGAGUGUUUGGGUCGGCUAUUUCCAGCCCACCAGUCCAGAGCCCUCUGGCGCAUCCAGGACGGACAUUCCAGUACAUGGGGGGAGCGGGGCCGUCUGGGUCUCAGCUGUCCCUGGUGCAGCACCACGUUCCCAGCCCCACGCACACCAUCCAGAGGCCCUCCUCACACAAAAGCACCCACUCGCUCCACUCAGGCACCCUGAGCCAAGACGCCCGUGUCCUCUCCGCCUCCCAGCUCUCCCUCCCUCAGGAUGGAACCCCUCCUGCCGGCCCCAGCCCUCCCCAAUCUACCCACCCAUCCACCCACGCCUCCUCCACCUCCAUCGGCCCCCCUCAGCCCACUCACCCCAGCCAGCCUGGGCCCUCUGGGGUGGGGGUCCAGGUUGGGGGGAGACCCGCGGGAGUUCCACAGCGGGUGGCCUUCGCCUCCACUCCUCCCCCAGGAGGAGCACCCGGGAUGGGGGCGGCUGCAGCGGCGGCUGGGUCGGGGCUCCCGGCCUCUGGAGCUCCUAAGAAGGAUUCGAUCGUUAGCAUACCAGAGUUAGACUCAGCCCGGAACCGGCUGUCUUCCAACUUGUGACCCUAUGAGAGCUGCAGGAGAGAGGCCUUCUUCACAUGGGUGAAUCUAAACGUCUGUUUAUCUCUGUCUGGAUGACCUGACUGGUCGGCUUCCUUACUGACCUGGCUGGCUUCAUAUGGGCCACACCGUCAGUCAUUCUAACUGAAUGUCCUGUGUGUCGGUCGGAGUCAACAAAGAGGAAAGAGGAACUCUUUGGCUCGUGUGACUUGGAGAGUCGAAACAAUUAAACUAGUUUAASAAAGGUGGGACUGGACUAUUCUACUAUGCCAGCACCUGUAGUCUUAGUAUCACCCCUUACACUCUGCUUCCAAACACCUAUAUUGCUGUCUUUAUUGUAAAGAUAUUGAGAAACAACAUAAUUAAUGUAACUGUUGCAUACUGUGUAGAAUCCAUACAAUGCAAUCUAGCAGGAGCUGGACUUAAAAACGCAAAAUCAGGGACUUGAAUCAGAUGACAAUGAUGACAUUUUACGCUUUCAGAAUGUGUUUUUAGGUCCUUUUUUUUCUGUAAACGCUGUUGUAGCAAAAUAAAUACAUUUCAUAUUGUUUAAAAUAGUAGUGAAGGUAGUGUUUUAGACCGCUGGUCGAUCUUACAUCGAUGUGUAAAUAGUUAGAAUAGUAAAAAAAAAAUACCGAAAGGUAAUAUCUUCAUUGUAACUACUCCAAACCAAAGUUGAGCUUAAACACAAAGUUUGGUUGUGUCUGUAUCAACUAAAAAAGAAAUAUAGAAGAAAAUGCCAUUUAUUAAAAUGGCCUUGAUUUCCAAGUUUAGAAGCCAUAUAUUUGGUUUGUGUGUGUGUGUGUGUGGUGUGU
Salvelinus sp. IW2-2015 is the source of this 4411-nucleotide messenger RNA. Lineage: Eukaryota; Metazoa; Chordata; Actinopteri; Salmoniformes; Salmonidae. The record is from RefSeq and is a predicted model, not a curated record.